Messenger RNA from Neodiprion virginianus, 8034 nucleotides. RefSeq names its product transcriptional activator cubitus interruptus-like (gene ci). The record is from RefSeq and is a predicted model, not a curated record. Gene Ontology annotation, molecular function: RNA polymerase II cis-regulatory region sequence-specific DNA binding; DNA-binding transcription factor activity, RNA polymerase II-specific. NCBI's taxonomy places the organism in Eukaryota, Metazoa, Arthropoda, Insecta, Hymenoptera, Diprionidae. The transcript has 12 exons. Gene Ontology annotation, biological process: regulation of transcription by RNA polymerase II. Gene Ontology annotation, cellular component: nucleus. Bases 1107 to 5912 code for a protein of 1601 amino acids.
CAUACCCGUCAAAGCGUAAGGAGCGCGACAUCACGUGGAACUACAAACACGUUGUUUCUCUACACCCACGAUAUCGCAUCGCACCGUACUCAAGACCCAGUAUUUCCAUCGAAUUAGACCACGAGUCCCUUCGCUCCUUAUCAUACUCCAACGGCAAUUUGGAUUUCUUUUCUUUUUCGGCUUUUCCGCAAGUGUGCGAAUUCGGACUGUCGCUGUCACUUCGAGUGUCUCGUUUAAACCGCGGCGUGUUUAAAAUAAAGAGAUAAAACUUGCUGUCGGUCGAGUUCAUCUCAACGUAUGAGAAAAACAACACAAAACGUGCAAGAUGAAGAAGGAUUGACGUGAAGGAUGUGCGGCAACCAAACCGAUAACACAGUGAUUAAUGCUUAGCCGCAAAAAGUGAUCGAAAUAAAAAGAAUUGAUCUGUAACUGGGGGGUGUGAAGUUUGAGUGGAUUUUUUACGAUUCAUCGAGAAAUAUACUGGAGGAAAGUAAAUGAAAAAUGCAAAUAAUGUAACCGCGUGGUUUAAAUUAAGCCGUAUGCGAACGUCACCCCGUGUGUGAAAUUCUGCGUUGCAAUCGAGAAAGAGAGAGAGAAAGCGAGAGAGAGGGGAAGAAAAAAAAACACUAGUGCGGUAAAAAAGUUGACUCGCAAUCAGGAUUAGUUCGGGUAAAGAGUCCAGCUCAGGGGAUCGGAUCGGUAAGAAUGUCAGCGAAGAACGAGGACCCGAAUCAGGGUUAGGGACCGUCGGGGCCCAUCGGCGACCAGCAACCGUCGAUAUCCUGGGCCGGGAUACGCGAGAACUAAACCGCAACCACCGACGAAGAAUCCGGACGAUAAGCGACGGCCAUGCGGAUCAGGGUGAAACUGACGUCGAGUACAAUAAAGGACCUGCAGAAAUCGUCGCCGCGACGAACCCGGGAUAUUUAGGCGGCCCCCUCGACUCGGAUCGCGGGUUCCACCUACGGCUGGAAGACCGACGUCGGUGUCCGAGCGACGCCGACUUCCUCGAGCACAUCGGUUACGGGGCGAACUUCCGGGCAGCCAGGAACAGGGCGUUGACAACCCGGGAGAUAGAGCUGGAGGUUGAACUCGAGGCGGCCAAGAUGCCCGAGAAGGAAGUCGCCUACCAUCAAGAGACCUUCUCCCUUUUGCCACCGCCACCGCCCCCGCCCCACCACCACCAUCACCACUCGGCUUUUCACGCCGCGUUUCACCCCCACGGACAUCCACCGCCGCCCUUUCACCCCCAUCAUGGACCGACGGCUCAUCACCCGGCCGCAGCUGCCGCAGCCGCAGCCGCAGCCGCCGCAUGGGAGCACCACGCCGCAGCGGCAGCCGCAGCAGCAGCCGCGUUUCACGCACCGCCUCCGCACCAUCCAUUGUCGAGUGGAGGAGCAACGACGAUCGGUGGAACCGGUAGUCCAGUGGGAAACAACGGUGGUAGCGGUAACGCGAACGGCGGUAACGUAGGUGGAAGUGGUUCCGGUCUGAGAGGAGAACAGAGCGGAAGCGGGAACGGAGACGAAGGUGGUAACGCCGAGGGGCGAGGAGGUGAAGGUGGAGGCGGAGACGCCGGCGGCGGUGGGAACGCGAGUUCCGGUACCGACUUCCUCCGCAGAAGCCACCCCCUCUCGGAGCACACUCUCCACCCCGCGUAUCGGCUCAACUACAUGGACCACCUCUACCAUCAGCUCCAGGCCUCCACGCACAGCCCCAACGCCUCAUUACACGGGCUGGGUGGUUUAGGACCGGAGUACCUCCUGCACGCUGCCGGCCCCGCGAGCACCCUCGCCUCGUCAGAAUUUCCCUUCUCUAUCGAUGCCUCUUCGAGACUAGGCAGUCCAAGAGCCUCAGCAUCAGCAUCAGCGUCGGCGAUCAGGGCGAGCAGAAAACGCGCCCUGAGCAGCUCACCGUACUCGGAUAGAUUCGACAUCGACAGCAUGAUACGAUUCAGCCCCAACAGCCUGGCAUCCAUCGUAAACGGCUCGAGAAGUAGCAGUGCGAGCGGAAGCUACGGCCAUCUUUCCGCAGCCAUGAGUCCGGCGCUUGGAAUGCACCCGGGGAUGGCACCGCAUCUUCAACAACUUCAGACCCACCUUUUACGAAGUGCCGCCGUUGCAGCAGCCCUCCUCCCCCACGGCCACCACCCCUCGUCCCACCUUCAACCACCACCGCACCCCCCUCACCCCGCACACCAUCCGGGCCAUCAUCACCACCCUCAUUCUCACACCCACUCACAUGCCGCCCUCGGUCCACCGCAUGCCCAACUAUUCUCCGUACCUCCGCACACAACUGGCAUGGUAGCCGCAGUUGGAACCCAUGGAAGCCUACCGCCUCCAAAGACUGAGCGAACGACGGACACGGCGUGCCGAAGGACCUCGGCGGAAGGACCGGGCCGAUCGAUAGCCGCCGAGGCUGACACCUCGUCCAGAAGAGCCUCGACCAAAGUAAAAAGGGAACCGGUCACGACCGCGGCGAGCACGACGACAGCCAUGACGACGACAACGACCGCCCCGCCAACCCAUCCCCAGGGACUCAGCCCAAGCGAGGACCUGAGGGACGAACCCGGGGACUUCAUAGAGACCAACUGCCACUGGAGAGGAUGCGGUCUCGAAUUUCCAACGCAGGAUGAUCUCGUCAAGCACAUAAACAACGAUCACAUCCAUGCGAAUAAAAAGAGUUUUGUAUGUGGUUGGGAAGAUUGUUCGAGAGAAGAGAAACCGUUCAAGGCGCAGUACAUGUUGGUCGUUCAUAUGAGGCGGCAUACGGGUGAAAAACCCCACAAAUGUACCUUUGAAGGCUGCUUCAAAGCAUAUUCAAGGCUAGAAAACCUCAAGACGCAUCUGAGAUCUCACACGGGUGAAAAACCUUACACCUGCGAGUACCCGGGAUGCAGCAAGGCCUUCAGCAACGCCAGCGACCGAGCCAAACACCAAAAUCGAACGCAUUCUAACGAGAAACCGUACGUUUGCAAAGCUCAAGGCUGUACAAAGAGGUAUACAGAUCCGUCGUCUCUUCGGAAGCAUGUGAAAACUGUUCACGGUGCAGAAUUCUACGCGAACAAGAAGCACAAGGGCGGCGACGGUGGCGGAAGUGACGAGGCUGGUGCAGGUGGACACAGUCCUAGUCGCAGCGAAGAUCGACAUCCAAAGACCCCGAGUUUGUCGAGUCCAAGUGUGAAGUCAGAAAGCGAGGCGAACAGUCCGCCUGGUAUGAUGCAACAGGGAAGUCCACUGAUCGGCGGAUGCACGGAUGAUCUUGGAAUGGGAGGCGGCAGCGGAGACGGCGUGACUGCGAUUGGGGUGGACGAACCGUGGAAUGAGGAACCGGAUGACCUCGACAUCGCCGAUCUUCCGGUCGCGCUCCGUGCCAUGGUCGGCGGAAUGGAGUCUCAACAGGCACCCCCGCCCUCGAGGAGUCGUAUAAAGGGCCGACUAAGCGCGAAAGCAAUGCCACCAUUAUCGGUCGGGGUGACGGGCAUGAGGUUAGGACGAGGAGCCGGAGGAAUCGGAAGCGGCGGAGGUGUCGGCGGUGGUUGUAUCGGCAGUGUUGGCGGAGGUGGAGUUGGAGGUGGAGGAAUAGGCGGGGGUGGCGGUGGUGGUAUUGGAGGCGGUGGAGGGCCUGGACCCCAGGGUAACAUCGGAGAGCUUAACAGGCGGAUAACGGACCUGAAAAUGGAGAGUGGAGCGAGACAAACGACCUUCACCGACCUUCAACUAAGACUGCAACCCCUUAGCGAACCUAGACGCGACAGCAACAGUACGGUUAGUACCUACUACGGAAGCAUGCGCUCGGCUGACUUUGGGAGCCGGAGAAGCAGCCAAGCAAGUGGCGUCAGUGCCGUGAGACUUGGUCUCGGCAUGGGCUUGGGACUCGGUAUCGGUUCGAAUGGACCUGGAAGCGGGAGUGGAAACGGUGGUGGGGGUGGCAGCGGAAUUGGGGGAGGUGGUAGUGGUGGAGCUGGUGGAAGCUUCUACGAUCCAAUAAGCCCGGGGAAUUCUCGGAGAAGUAGUCAGCUUAGUACAACUUCCGGUCGACUCAACGGACCACCUCAUCUUCAGGGCCAGUACUCGACAAACAAUUUGGUCGAUCAGACGCAGAACAUGUCUCUUCAGGGACCACAAGGAAUCCCGGGGGACUGGAUGCCUCACGGGCACUGUCCACAGCCAGCUGGUGACCGAAGAAUGUCGGAACCAGCUCGUACUCAUCAAGGUCAAAGAACGUCUCCUCUCAUGCCACCGAGACCAAGGUCAGCCCAGCUUCCGGAACUCCAUCCAAACCAGGAAGUCAUUCUCGACGAAGUCGGGGAGGGUGAAAUGGUGGAAAACAAACUGGUCAUACCAGACGAAAUGAUGCAGUACCUCAAUCAGGUACAAGCAGGAGGCAACCAAGUAAGCUACAGAGGGAGUCCUCUACCGAUCUGCCAAUCGCCAAUAUGCACAAACCCGUCGCACUAUCAACGCCAGCAGAUCCCCUGCACUUAUAACAACCAACAGCACCAGUUGAAUUGUUACAACCAAGGAAACGGUAGACAAAACUGUCCAAACUACCAAAAUAUGUCACCAUCGUCGAACCUGCACCCGCAGUGCGGUAGUUCGAGAGUGAGUCAAGCUUCGUUAGGUGGUUACUGCCCGCCGCAGAACCAGUUGCAAUCCCAGCCUCCACCGGGCUACGGUUCUCAAUCGCAAUGCGGUUCGCAAAUAGCAAGUCCAGCCGGAGGUCAAGUAAUGUCGCCGGGCUCUCACUACGCCCCUAGCCAUGCGAGUGACCAACCAAUGACUUCACCAGCCGCCGGAGCGCUCGCGCCUCAACACGUACCUCAAAACGUACAACAAAAUUCGGCGCAGAUGACGAGGCAUUGCAGUCUUCAGGGUCACCCAACGACACCCCAAGGAUUUUACGCCGGUGGAAGUGGAGGAGGAAUAACUGGAACCGGAACAGGUGCUUACGGAUGUCGAAACGUCAACUGCGCGCAGUUGCAUCGUCCCGACGAAACCUGUGCCAUUCAUCCCCAAACGCAAUCCCUGCAGAGUCACGGUCAAAUUCCACAGCAGUGUGCAGGUCAGCCUCGAAACGGAUCGACGUCAAACUGCCCGCUACUAUCGCCAGCCUCGAACCAAUCGGCAACAACGGUUAAGAACAACACGAAUAACAAUCAUUCCAACAAUCGGUGCAGCCAAAUAGCUCACCAAGGUCAAACAGGGCAUCGACAAGGCGUUCAGCAAACCAACGAAUCUCCGCACCACCAUCACCAUCAUCAUCAUCUUCCGAAUGUGGCUAAUCCGACGGUACGAAACCCUGUGAACCAAUGCCAACAAAUGCCUCCCGGGCACUGUCCUCAGGCCGGCAUGGGAGCCCAAAAGGUACGCGGAGCUGGGGUAAGCCAACAAAAUCAGCAAACACAACCUGGUGCUAAUGUCUGCGGACAGAUGACCGGUGGCGGUUGUAGUCAGCAGAGUGCUGCGACGGUUCAGGGCCAGACGAACCUCGGCUGUGGUCCGCAGUCGUGUUCGAUGCACCACGGUUGUCAACCGCAGAUGUCGCCAAGCCAUUUCACUUGCGGUUGCCAAUGGGGCUACACGACGGAAACGUGCUUUCACAGCCACGAUGCGAACAUGCCGGAAAUUCAGUGCCGGGAUAUAAGCCAGUCCCAGCAGGGUUCGCCCGUGAAACCGCCCCAGGGGAUGAGGCAGGACUCGUACAGACGAACCCUCGAGUAUGUUGAGCAGUGCAGAAACUGGUCGGGUAAUGCGCAGGCUCAGGUCCAUGAGACGGGGGUUUCUAGCUCAACUCACCCCCUUUCGCUCCCCCAACCUCUGCCAGCGAGCGCUAAUAUGAUCGUAAACGACAUGACGUCGUCCCUGAGUUCUCUUCUAGAGGAGAAUCGGUAUCUUCAAAUGAUUCAAUAAAGGAAAUUGUGUUUAGCUCGUGAAAAUUCUUUGAUCGAUCGAGAAACAGAGAGAAGAAAAACGAACUGAACUGGAUGAGUAGAUAGAAUUUUCAGUCUCUCGUCACCGUACGUCAUGGCACAUACAUAUGGGACAUUCUACGCCAAUCAACCUCGAAUCCUCACUAUUUUUGAUUUUGUUUAACAAAUUUUAUAUAAUGGUCUCAACUCCGAAAUAUUGCCUUAAAUUUUUUGAGAUUGUUCUGAGUAAAUUGGUUUUGCUUAUGAUUUUUGAAAACCAACGUGUCUGUGGCCGUAAUUUAAGAAUUUGAAAAAAUUCCUGAAAACCUUGUGUCACAUAUCAAAAUUUUAAAGAUUAGACCCAGAGUGGGCCGGCAUUCCCUUCAUAUUUAUUUAGAGUUUUUUUUUCGGAAUAAGGAUAGUAAAAAAAAAAUUAGAAUAAAAAGUCAGUUCACUACAGGUGGUUGUUCAAACAUUUAAAUAUAUAACACUGAAUACUUUUUAACUUUUUUCACAUAUUUCCAAACUAAUUAAUUAGUUGCAAUUUGCUCAUCCUGAAGAAAUAAUCUCCUACCAAAAAUCUGAUAAAAUUCUUAAAAAUCUUGGGUUAUGUAUAAAAAUGUUUAAACAGCACUCCACAAAAGACAAUCACUUCUUUGUUUUCAAUUUAUUUUUUUCUUCAAAAAGCUGAACGAACAGUAGAACCGGCUGAACGCCGGUCUUCUCUGGAGGUCUAGGUUUGAAAAUUUUGAUAUCUGACACAACAUUUUUGAGAAUUAUUUUGGAAUUUUAAAUGAGGCCAAAGACAUGUUAAUUUUUACAAGACAUAAGUAAAAGAAAAUUUGCCCCUAAAGAUCUGAAAGAAUUCAAGGUGCUGUUUUAAAGUUACGGUAAUGGCAAAAGAAUUUUUGAACAAAAUGAAAAAUGGUGAGGGUCUGAUGGUGAUUGAGUUGGCGUGGGAUGCUCCAUAUAUAUAUGUAAACACAUACGUAAUUUUGAUGGAAGCACCCGACAUCAAGUUACGUGGAAAAUUUGUCUUAUACAUAUCUUAUACAGUUGAGCAGCUUGCACGCUACCUUUUCACGUGCCCUAAUCAUUUAAUUUGUAGCAUUUUGUUAUACAUAUUUUAUAUAUUUAUGGUUGAUUUUUUGCCCAAAAAAAUGACCUCACGAGUAUUUCGAGCAGACGCGGUUUUAAUAUAGAAGAUUGUAUGGUCACAAAACUUGUCGAUAAAAGAUUAGACGACUGAUUGUAAGUAAACGUAACGAACCCAGUGCUUAUGCGAUAAUAUCGCAAUUUCUCUGAAUAAAAAUUCAAUGUAAGAAUAUGUAGAUGAUUCAAAUAGGCAGAUAUUUAGUCAAAGUUAUUAUACUUGCGUAAUUUUAUCACUCGUACUCUUUUUUUUAAUCUCUAAUAUAUCAUCAAAUACAGACUUGUAUCAUUUUUUAUUUCCGCUAGCGAUCAGCAGAGCGUGUACAGUGUACGCUGUGAUACAAAACAUUAAUUUUAAGGAGCUGAUUGUAAGUAUAUAUUAUUGAAUCCGUAUUAAUAUCUAAGUGUAAGAAAGUUGAAUCUCAUCAGAGGCCAAUAUUAGACUGUACUUGUAGAUAGACCAUUAUGUAUGUAGAGCUCAAUUUUUUAUUGUAACUAUAUAUAACUAUAGGUGUAAUGCAGUGUACUAUGUAAAAAGAAAUAAUAAAAACAGCAACGAUGUUGGUAUACAGAAUUAUACACAUCGUGUAUCAUACAUAAGUUCGAUAAAUGUGUGGGCUGUCAUAAUUCUAUAAUAAAUAUAUACAUAUACAUGUGUAUUGUAAGAUUGUAAAACAAUUUCAGAAACGUUCCGAUAUAGUGAUUAAGAAUCAAAUGAAAGUGGAAGAAAGUACUCGAAAUCAUUAUUAAUUUUUAUUCCUUUUUUUCUGUAACGGAACUUAUAUUAAAGCUGUUCUUUUCACUUUUUAUUAUAAACAAAUCAUUAUUUUAUGAAUUUUAGUAUCAAUAUGGAUACUUGUCGGAUAAAAAAAAUGAAAGAAAACCCGCCUUGUGAAUAUUAUACAUAUCGACAAUUAUAUUUGCAUAUACCACAUAAUCUACACGACGAUGAUGACGACGAAAAAUAAUAA